ACAAAAUAUUGGUUAAAAUAAUCUACGUCGCAACUUUUUUCAUCCGACUGACUGGACGCUUGUUAGAAACGCUUGAUCAAACAAAUGCUUGGAAAUGGAAGACGAAAUUGAAAGACAAGAAAUACAAGAAGAGGAGAAGACUGCCAGGCUGUCACUUCAUUUGAUUUGUAAACGCCAUCUCCCAACAGAAGCUCAGAAAGGGGACCAGGAUGAAAUUGUUGAAGCUUUAAAUCAAAUAACACAUCUAAGGUUAGACAGAGAAAGGAUAGGGGAGAUUGACAGCCUAGAAUUACUGGGUGACAUGUGCACAAAUAUUUACCUACAGCAUAACAGAAUAGAGAAGAUACAGAAUUUAGAAUGUUUAAAAAACGUUACAUUUAUAACACUUGCAAAUAACAGAAUACGGGAAAUAGAGAACCUAAGACAUCUACGGAAACUUGUCUUCCUAGAUUUAUCAGAGAACCAGAUAUCAGCAGUAGAUAAAGAUGAAAUACCAUCAAGUGUGAUCAUCUUGAACUUGCAGGGAAAUCCAUGCACUAAAUAUCCUCACUACAGAUUAAACAUGAUUCGUGAUGUGCCUAAGUUAAAGCAGUUAGAUUUAAGUGCAAUAUCUAGCAGUGAGAAAAGAGACGUAGGUCUAGAAGCAUCAAGUGAUGAUGAUGAUGAUGAUGAUGAGGAGGAAACAGUUGUGAAUAAAGUGAAAGGAAAUUAUGAGAGUUUCCAGACAAUAUCUGCUGAGAUGAUGUUAAGAUCACAGAGGAGGGCUGAAGAUGCCCUACAGAAACAUAAGAUUCAUACAUCACAGCUAGAUGACCUUAGAAUCAGCUGGAAUGUACCACCAAGUUCAAGGUCAACUGCAAGGUCAAAUGUAUUGUGAAAUCAAUAUACACCACAUGGUUAAGGUCACUGUAUUGAGUAAUUUUGAAUAAGGUGUUAUGUAUAUGUGGAAGGUCGAGUUCUACUAAAUACUAAGAUCCAAAGAGAUUAAAUGGUCAAAGAAAGAGGUUGUAGUAGGUCAAACCUAUCAUUCA
Molecule: messenger RNA, 1031 nt
Organism: Ruditapes philippinarum (Manila clam)
Lineage: Eukaryota; Metazoa; Mollusca; Bivalvia; Venerida; Veneridae
Product: leucine-rich repeat-containing protein 46-like
Exons: 7
Coding region: 95-877 (260 amino acids)
Molecular function (GO): protein binding
Source: RefSeq, a predicted model, not a curated record